AGGGACAACUCAUUCGUCGUUGGAUGUUGGUAGUCCAACGACGAAUGAGUUGUCCCUAGCAACCAUCUGGAUCAGUAAAAAAAGCUGCUCUAAAAGCCGCAAAUGAUCGAGAGAAUAAGAUAAAACACAAAGGGCGGUAUUGUAAUGAGGGCCACUGCUGGAAAACGAGAUAAUUCAUAUUCUAAUAUCCCUGCAGCUCUGUGCCUCUGUGUCCACCUUUGCUUUCACUCAUGUGGACACUGAGACACAGCUUUGUGAGAUGUGAUCCUUCUGAGAGCAGCAAAAAGCUACUCCUCUAAACUUUGUCCAGGAGGCCCAUGAAGGGCUUUGCACCAAAUGUUUUUCAACCUCAGGAGGAAGUGAGCCGGAAAAGUUUUGUUUUAUAAAUGAAAUCCCCCCCCUCCCCCAAAUAAUAAUUACUGUAUCAUCGAGGUAAACAGUUGCCACGUGCACAUCUCCUAAUAAAUAACAAAAAACGGAAGAUGUGUGUAUGUGUGUGCGGGGGGUGUGUUAACUGCAGAAUCAAUAUUGAGUAAGAAGAAAGUUGAUCUUAGAACCAAUAUUUGACGCCCCUCCCUCUCCCUCCCACCUUCCCCCCCCUAACGGCACUUUUGCUUUGCACUUCACGCUCCCAGGGCGCGAUGGGAGCCUCUGCCACAGCAGACUGAAGGGAGGGAGGCACUUUCUCUCUCCGCGCUGUGUGUGACAAGUCGUCCGCGCGGAACCUCGCGCCGUUUAACCUGUGGUCGCGUUUAAAAGCAAACGUUACCGGGACGAGCGCAGCGGGUUUUCAGGGGAUAUCCGGGGGCGCCUUCAUUAUGUGAUUCCUCCCCGAGGAAACGGGACGGGUUAUUCGGACUGUCCGGUCCUCGUUCGGAACUCCGGGGGAAGUUUGCAUGGCACAGAGCCGCUCAAACGACGACUUUAGAGAGCAAGAAUGAAAAUAAGAUGUCCCCACUCCACACAUAGAUUGAGACACAGGUGCUUCCUGUUUUCUCUGUCUCUGCUGGCGGUCUGUCUGCUCAAGCUGGUCCACGUCAAAGUGACGGUGAGGGAUGGCAUCUACAUCGAGCCCUACGGGAUCACGACCGGCCUCUCCGGAAGCCUGAAGCGCGGCUACGACAUCAACUGCACCGCCGUCUACGAGCUAGACCCCGUGGAGAUAGGCAAGACGCUCGCCAUCAAACGGAAGGUCGUGGUUGACGUGGACGACGAUAGCACAGUGACCUUGACCUCGAACUGCCAGACCUUCAUCAGAGCGAGGGGCUACGAUGGGGUCCCGGUGUCGGAGGCGGAGCGGGGCUUCCCGUUGGCUUACUCGCUGGUGGUGCACAAGAAUGCACCCAUGGUGGAGCGCAUCCUCCGCGCCAUCUACGCGCCGCACAACGUCUACUGCAUCCACUACGAUCAGAAGUCCUCUCUGGCGUUCAUAAAAGCUGUUAAGAACCUGGCCCGCUGUGCUCCCAAUGUGUUCAUCGCCUCGAAAUUGGAGUCGGUGGAGUACGCGCACAUCAGCAGGCUUAACGCCGACCUGAACUGCCUCUCUGACUUGCUGAGGUCGGAGGUCAAGUGGAGGUAUGUCAUCAACCUGUGUGGCCAGGACUUCCCUCUCAAGUCCAACGACGAACUGGUCGCAGAGCUGAAGCAGCUGAAUGGCAGCAACAUGCUGGAGUCCAGCCGGCCCAGCAAGCUCAAGAUGCAGCGCUUCGGCUUCCGGCACGAGCUAAGGAACGUGCCUUACGAGUACCGCCGCAUCCCCGUGAAGACGGCGGCGCUCAAAGACGCCCCGCCGCAUGCCAUCGAGAUGUUCAUCGGGAGCGCUUAUUUCGUGCUGUCGCGCAAUUUCGUCGAUCACAUCAGCAGCAGCCAGGUGGCGAAGGACUUUCUGGCGUGGUCCGCCGACACGUACUCGCCGGACGAACACUUCUGGGCCACCCUCGUCAGGGUCCCCGGGGUGCCCGGACACAUCCCCAGGUCAGAGGCCGACGUCACAGAUCUGAAGAGCAAGACGCGACUCGUCAAGUGGAACUAUUUAGAGGGGAACCUUUACCCGGCCUGCACGGGCGCACACAUGCGGAGCGUCUGCAUCUACGGAGCGGCCGAGCUCCGCUGGCUACUCAACUACGGCCACUGGUUCGCCAACAAAUUUGACCCCAAAGUGGACCCGGUCCUGAUCAAGUGUUUGGAGGAGAAGCUAAUGGAAAAAAGAAAGUACGUGCAAACAUGAAAGGGAAGAGGGAAGGAGGAGUGGUUCCAGUAUUUAUUAGGUUGUUUCUCAAAGCUGCCAAAGGACAUGAAAGAACGUCGAGUCACUCAUUGUACUGAAGCACAAUUGUUGAGAUGCAGGCGCUGUACUGUUUUCAUUUCAUCAAGCCUCCACUACCUAUUCAGCCCUGUCGCCAGGAAAACAUGGUGCCAUUGUACCUUUCUAUAAAAACACGGAUACGGAGUAUAUGGAGCGACCGUUUUUUUUAGCGUUACAAGACUUAACACAAGUCUUUCCACCCAGGAGACCGCUGCUCAUGUCCUGUGUGAAACCAAAAGGUAAACGUUGGAUUUACGCUUGUUGCAUAACAUUACGUAAGAAGGUCCACGAUGGUCUGUUGCUUUUCCCUUACACUAGUUAUGUUAUGUUAUUAAUUGACCGUGAUCUCUGGCUAAUCUUCAUAGUGCUGUCAAUUGAUUAUGAUUGAUCUAAAUUAUUUAUUAUCCUCUUAAAUUUUUUUUUUGGAUCAGUUCAUUUUAUUUUGACAAACUGUACUGUAGGCUGUCUUUCGAAAAAUACAGCCCGAAACGUGAAAUUAUUUUUGUUUUCCGUCUCCUGUGGGGAAAAUAUUUGGGCGCAAGAUUAAAAGUUAAUGGUGCGAAUUGUCAGGUGCCAUUAAACUAUUGCAGAAGACUAUGACCGAUGACAAUGAACACUAUCCCUGAAAUAAAAAAGAAAUAGAUGUUGUAGCAUUAAUAGUAUUUUUCAACAAGGCAGCAUAAAUCACCAUAACACGUCGACUCCCCACGCACAGAUGAACCGCAUCGUAGCAAUCUCCCCUGCUGGCGGUCAUAGAUAUGGCUGAAAAUCGGUAACGCUUUCUAGCUUUUUAACGCUUCAGAAAAAUGUCUUCAGUUCGCAGGCAGAUGACUUCAUAGCUUUAUGAUGGCCUAAACUCGACCAAUCGUUUCACACCGUCAAUCAUACAAAGCCGAUAUGAGGUUUUCGUGAAACAAGUUUUUGGUCCAGAAACGUUGAUAUUCAAAUCGUUAUGGUUUGCAGCAAAUGGGUAAUAUAAACCGAUUUUUCCUGAGGACUGGGCUAGUAUUUUUCAUUUCGUUGGCCUCUCCUACCAAUUUCAUUGUGAAAUACUGAACACUUCUAAUUACUUUAGAUUAAAUCACUGAUGCUAUACGAAGAGGCACCGCCUCAAUAAUCCCACUGAUUUAACUUUUACUCUAAUGGUACAUUUGGCUUAUAUUUCUACAUAUCGAUUUCUAGUCUUUUAAUGAAUUCUAUUUACAAUACGAUACUGCUAAUGGAUUCAAAUAGUUGAAUUAGCAAGAAAAAGUGCCUUUGUCAACAAAAUCUGUUUAUUUGAGGGAAGCGCCAUCCAAAAAGCCAGCUGCUACUUGAGAUCCCAUGACUGCUCUUCUAUUGAGCAGCAAAUACCAAAGACUCAUGCUGUGCUCAUGCAUUCUGCAAAAUGAAAUGCUCCACCAUGUUGUUUAUUUUGUCAUAAAGAUAGCAACUGAUGUUUGAGAAAAAAGAACUUCAGAUCGAUAUUAAAAAGCUUGUGAUUGAU
Molecule: messenger RNA, 3791 nt
Organism: Pseudoliparis swirei
Lineage: Eukaryota; Metazoa; Chordata; Actinopteri; Perciformes; Liparidae
Product: beta-1,3-galactosyl-O-glycosyl-glycoprotein beta-1,6-N-acetylglucosaminyltransferase 4-like
Exons: 3
Coding region: 938-2227 (429 amino acids)
Cellular component (GO): membrane
Molecular function (GO): acetylglucosaminyltransferase activity
Source: RefSeq, a predicted model, not a curated record